CCAAACUUUUCCGAGUUCAUUCCAAUUUUCUUCCUGGAAAAGGCACACCCUUUUGUCUCUUUUCCUAAUUUCUACCUUGGUCUUCUCCGUCAACACAACUCCACUCUUGCUCACCACGUUACCAUCUUCCCAAGGAAUCCCCUCUUUGACUUCUCUUCUCUACACACACUACUCUUUAUUUAUAACCUCAAAAACUUCAUCUUCCACAUUCCACAAUAUCUAUUAUCCCACAACACCACUCCUUCCUAGUUCCUAGUACACUAUGUUGUCACUUUCCAACGUACACCUUUCCACUGCCGUUCUGCUCAAACCCAUUUUCCUUCAUGGCUUGUCCGGUUUCCUCCACCUUCUGUUGCUCGUGGCGGUUGUGCUGUCAUGGGUUUGGAGGAAAUUCACAGCAGGUCCCGGGGAUGAGUCUAAGAAGAAACCCAACAACUCCCUCUUCAAAACGACCGUUUUUUCUUCUCUUGCUCUUUCCGCUUUCAAUUUCCUCCUCUGUUUCAUUAACUACUUCUACUGGUAUACAAGUGGCUGGUCAGAAGAAAAGCUCGUGACCCUUCUGGAUUUGGCGCUAAAAACGCUUGCUUGGGGGGUUGUUUGCGUCUGCUUGCAAAAGGGGUUCUUCAGUUCCGGCCAAAGAAGGUUCUCGUUCUUCUUCAGAGCCUGGUUCACUUUCUACCUCUUUGUUUCUUGCUAUUGCAUCGUGGUGGACAUUGUUGUUAUGUCUGGGAGACGCGUUUCUCUGCCAACACAGUACUUGGUUUCUGAUGUGGUGUCCACUUGUGUUGGUUUGUUCUUCUGUUACGUGGGGUACUUUGUGAAAAACGAGGUUCAUGUUGAUAACGGCAUUCAUGAACCUCUUUUGAAUGCUGAUUCCUUGGAGUCAAAAGAGACCAAGGGUGGGGACUCAGUUACCCCUUUCUCAUAUGCUGGAAUUUUGAGCAUUCUUACCUUCUCUUGGGUGGGUCCUCUUAUAGCCGUUGGUAAUAAGAAGACCCUGGACCUUGAGGAUGUUCCUCAACUAGACAGCAGAGAUAGUGUAAUUGGUGCUUUUCCAACUUUCAGAGAGAAAGUUGAGGCUGAUUGUGGUGGAAUUAAUAGUGUCACCACACUGAAGUUGGUGAAAUCGUUAAUAAUUUCAGCAUGGAAGGAGAUUCUUAUCACAGCUUUUCUUGUAUUGUUAAACACUUUGGCUUCUUAUGUUGGUCCAUAUCUCAUUGAUGGUUUUGUUCAGUACCUCGAUGGACAACGGCUGUAUGAAAACCAGGGGUAUUUUUUGGUUUCUGCAUUUUUCUUUGCAAAGCUUGUGGAGUGCCUGACCCAAAGGCAUUGGUUCUUCAGGUUGCAGCAAGUUGGACUCAGAAUCCGAGCGCUGCUGGUAACGAUGAUUUAUAACAAGGCUCUGACCCUUUCUUGUCAAUCAAAGCAGGGUCACACUUCUGGGGAAAUAAUCAAUUUCAUGACUGUUGAUGCUGAAAGAGUUGGUGUCUUCAGUUGGUAUAUGCAUGAUUUGUGGAUGGUGGCUCUGCAAGUUACACUAGCCUUGUUGAUUUUGUAUAAAAACCUUGGGCUGGCUUCAAUUGCUGCUUUUGUUGCAACUGUUGCUAUUAUGUUGGCAAAUGUUCCAUUGGGAUCAUUGCAAGAGAAGUUUCAAAAGAAGUUGAUGGAGUCAAAAGAUACAAGAAUGAAAGCCACAUCUGAGAUUCUAAGGAACAUGAGGAUCCUCAAACUACAAGGAUGGGAAAUGAAGUUUCUAUCAAAAAUAACCGAGCUCAGGAAAAAUGAGCAAGGUUGGCUAAAAAAAUAUGUUUAUACUGCAGCUGUGACCACAUUUGUGUUUUGGGGUUCCCCCACAUUUGUAUCUGUGGUUACUUUUGGUACCUGUAUGCUUAUGGGGAUCCCCCUUGAAUCAGGGAAGAUCUUGUCUGCACUUGCAACAUUUCGGAUUCUUCAAGAGCCCAUUUACGGUCUUCCAGAUACAAUUUCGAUGAUAGCACAAACUAAAGUUUCUCUUGAUAGGAUUGUGUCAUUCCUUCGUCUUGAUGACUUACGAUCUGAUGUUGUAGAGAAGCUUCCUUGGGGCAGUUCCGAUACAGCAAUUGAAGUAGUUGAUGGAAACUUCUCUUGGGAUUUAUCUUCCCCUAGUCCAACUUUGCAAAAUAUAAAUCUUAAAGUUUUUCAUGGGAUGAGGGUUGCUGUUUGUGGUACUGUUGGAUCAGGCAAGUCUACUUUACUUUCUUGUGUAUUGGGAGAAGUACCAAAGAUAUCAGGCAUCCUUAAGGUUUGCGGAACAAAAGCCUAUGUUGCUCAAUCUCCAUGGAUACAAAGCGGCAAGAUAGAGGAUAAUAUAUUGUUUGGUGAACGCAUGGAUAGGGAUAGGUAUGAGAAGGUACUUGAAGCGUGCUCCCUGAAGAAGGAUCUGGAGAUUUUAUCAUUUGGUGAUCAGACAAUUAUAGGAGAACGUGGAAUAAAUUUGAGUGGUGGACAGAAGCAAAGAAUACAAAUUGCACGUGCACUUUACCAAGAUGCUGAUAUAUAUCUAUUUGAUGACCCUUUCAGUGCUGUGGAUGCUCACACAGGAUCUCACCUCUUUAAGGAAUGCUUGCUAGGCCUUUUAUGUUCAAAGACAGUGGUUUAUGUCACUCAUCAAGUGGAGUUCUUACCUGCUGCUGACCUUAUAUUGGUCAUGAAAGAUGGGAAAAUUACUCAAUGUGGAAAAUAUACCGAUCUUCUUAAUAGUGGUGCUGAUUUUAUGGAACUUGUUGGUGCACACAAAAAAGCUUUGUCUACACUAGAUUCAUUGGAUGGAGCGGCAGUAUCUAAUGAAAUAAGUGUGUUGGAACAAGAUGUAAACGUCUCCGACACGCAUGGUUUUAAAGAAAAAGAGGCUAGCAAAGAUGAGCAAAAUGGUCAAACAGACAAUAAAAGUGAACUACAAGGCCAGCUUGUUCAGGAAGAAGAAAGAGAGAAAGGUAAAGUUGGGUUUUCAGUCUAUUGGAAAUGUAUCACAACAGCAUAUGGAGGAGCUCUUGUACCAUUCAUAUUGUUGGCUCAGAUUCUUUUUCAAGCUCUUCAAAUUGGAAGUAAUUAUUGGAUGGCUUGGGCGACUCCCAUCUCAGAGGAUGUGCAGCCACCUGUUGAAGGAACGACUCUUAUAGCAGUCUAUGUUGGUUUGGCCAUUGGAAGUUCUUUCUGCAUCCUUGCCAGAGCGAUACUUCUUGUCACAGCUGGUUAUAAAACAGCUACUAUACUCUUCAAUAAAAUGCACUUCUGCAUUUUCCGUGCUCCAAUGUCAUUUUUCGAUUCCACUCCAAGUGGACGAAUCCUUAACAGAGCUUCAACUGAUCAAAGUGCAUUGGAUACAGACAUUCCUUAUCAAAUUGCAUCGUUUGCCUUCAUUUUGAUCCAGCUUCUGGGAAUUAUAGGAGUGAUGUCUCAAGCUGCAUGGCAGGUUUUCAUUGUCUUUAUACCUGUGAUAGCAAUCAGCAUCUUGUAUCAGCAAUAUUAUAUUCCAUCAGCCCGAGAACUAUCACGCUUAGUUGGAGUCUGCAAAGCCCCAAUCAUUCAACACUUUGCUGAAACAAUUUCUGGUACUUCAACUAUUAGAAGCUUUGAUCAGCAGUCAAGAUUUCAGGAAACAAAUAUGAAACUGACUGAUGGAUAUUCUCGGCCAAAGUUCAAUAUUGCUGGUGCCAUGGAAUGGUUGUGUUUCCGCUUGGAUAUGUUGUCUUCUAUCACAUUUGCCUUUUCCUUAAUAUUCUUAAUAUCUAUUCCACAGGGAUUCAUAGAUCCAGGCCUUGCUGGUUUAGCUGUUACAUAUGGACUUAAUUUGAACAUGGUACAAGCUUGGAUGAUAUGGAAUCUCUGCAAUAUGGAGAACAAAAUUAUAUCAGUAGAAAGAAUACUUCAGUAUACUUGUAUUCCUUGUGAGCCUUCCCUUGUUGUAGACGAUAAUCGGCCAGAUCCUUCUUGGCCUUCAUAUGGCGAGGUUGAUAUACAAGAUUUGAAGAAAAAUCAUGCCAACAUAUUUCAUAGCAUAAUUUUUACAAGAUGUUUGUGCGACGUUUGUAAUGAUGUCUUGCCCAUGAUGAAGGUUCGUUAUGCUCCACAUCUCCCACUUGUCUUGCGCGGUCUUACAUGCAAAUUUCGUGGAGGACUGAAAACUGGCAUUGUUGGGAGAACAGGAAGUGGUAAAUCCACUCUCAUACAAACACUUUUCCGAAUUGUUGAGCCUACUGCUGGCCAAGUUAUGAUUGACAACAUCAAUAUCUCUUCAAUUGGACUUCAUGAUUUGAGGUCUAGACUAAGCAUUAUUCCUCAGGAUCCAACAAUGUUUGAAGGGACAGUGAGAAAUAAUCUGGACCCCCUGGAAGAAUACACUGAUGAACAAAUUUGGGAGGCCUUGGAUAAGUGUCAACUUGGAGAUGAAGUUAGAAAGAAAGAAGGAAAGCUCGAUUCCAAAGUUACUGAGAAUGGUGAGAAUUGGAGUAUGGGUCAGAGGCAGUUGGUCUGCCUUGGCAGGGUGCUGCUUAAGAAAAGCAAGGUUUUGGUGCUUGAUGAAGCCACUGCAUCAGUUGAUACAGCUACGGAUAAUUUGAUUCAGCAAACUCUUAGGCAACAUUUCUCUGACUCUACAGUCAUUACCAUUGCACAUCGAAUAACUUCUGUUCUAGACAGUGAUAUGGUUCUGCUUCUCAGUCAAGGACUUAUUGAGGAGUAUGACACCCCAACAAGGCUGCUGGAGAAUAAGUCAUCAUCUUUUGCUCAACUUGUUGCUGAGUAUACCAUGAGGUCCAACUCCAGUUUUGAGAAAUCUGAUGAUCAUUGAUUGAAACAUACAGAAACAGAAGUUUGUUGACAAUGACGAAAAUCUGGUGGAUUACAUGGAUUUUCUUGUUUUAUUUAUAGAAAAAUGGAUUUUAUAAAAUAGGGCUUUUAGCUGUGAAAUACUCUAUUCUCUUUACAAGGGUGAAGGAUGAAAUUAUUGUGGUAAGAUUUAUACAAAAGUCAAAUAGAAAAUCGAGUUGGUUUUGAUGCAUUCUUAGUAUGUGUAGACCAAAGGCAGUAUAAUGUCCUCUAAUUAGUCAACUCGAUUUAAUAAGUUUCGAAAGAAGUCAUAUAAAUUGUCUCACAUUGUGAGAACUCAUAAGAUGUGUUCUAUGGUAUUUCCUUCUUUAUGUCUAU
Glycine soja is the source of this 5184-nucleotide messenger RNA. Its product is annotated as ABC transporter C family member 3-like. The transcript is spliced from 10 exons. Gene Ontology annotation, molecular function: ATP binding; ABC-type transporter activity; ATP hydrolysis activity. Gene Ontology annotation, biological process: transmembrane transport. The record is from RefSeq and is a predicted model, not a curated record. The coding region runs from base 263 to 4828 and encodes 1521 amino acids. Lineage: Eukaryota; Viridiplantae; Streptophyta; Magnoliopsida; Fabales; Fabaceae. Gene Ontology annotation, cellular component: vacuolar membrane; plant-type vacuole.